AUGGCUUCUCGUAAUCUCCUUUGCACUCUCCUCCCUCUGCUAUUAACUCUACUAAUGAAAGCGCUUGCCUCUGAUAAAUCCAGCGAUGAGAAAGGUAUGUACCCUUUUGUUUGCAAUGAAGAUGUCAAGAAGUGUAAUGCCUCACUGUACCAUAUCAACAAACGUCUGCAGAUGGAGCAAAUUGCUUCUUUUUACUCUGUCAAUUCCACACAGAUCAGUCCCAUUCUGCACAGAAAUAUACAAGACUAUCUGGUAACAGUACCUUGCUGUUGUGAAACUGUCAAUGGCACCACAGGAUACUUCUAUGAUGCUUACUACACAGUCAAAGAAAACGACACUUUUCUGAAUAUUUCAAAUCAGAUUUACAGUGGACAAGCUUGGGAAGUUGGAGAUGAAAAAGAUACAUUUAAGAUAGGAUAUAAAGUUCCUAUGCAUCUGGUGUGUGGGUGUGUAGAAAAUGACUCCCAAAUUGUGAUAACAUAUACUGUUCAAAACCAAGACACGAUAUCAGAUAUUGCUAGCAGGCUAUCAUCUACUACAAGUGGCAUACUGAGCAUGAAUGGCUUUCUAAAUGGAGACCCAACCUUCAUAGAAGCGGAUUGGGUGCUGUAUAUUCCCAAAGAGAUAAAUGGCAUUCCACCCUCACCCUCACCUCCACUCCCACCACCGCCCCCAGCCCCAGCCUCAAACACUGCAUCGGGAAAGAGAAAGAUGUGGACAAUAAUCAUCGGCAUACUAUCAGCUGUGACAUUACUUCUAAUGACCACAUUGAUAAUUAUCUUUCUCAGGAGAAAGGGAUCCAAUCAGAACAGUUCUGAAGAUCCAAAAGCAGUAUCCAAAAGCAUGAGCACAACCAAAGGCCUUUCCAGAGGACCUUCCUUGCAGAUUUUGAAUCUGGAAAUAAUGGAAGAUGGAACAGCUCUUGAAUCAGAGAAACCAGUCAUAUACUCUGCAGAAGAGAUUGAAGAAGCUACAAAUAACUUCGAUGAAACUAGGAAAAUAGGAGUAGGCGGAUAUGGAAGUGUCUACUUUGGAGUAAUGGGAGGACAGGAGGUUGCAAUAAAGAAGAUGAGAUCUAACAAAUCCAAAGAGUUCUUUGCGGAGGUUAAAGUUCUAUGUAAAGUCCAUCACAUAAAUGUUGUGGAACUAUUGGGCUAUGCCAGUGGAGAUGACCACCUUUACUUGGUCUAUGAAUACAUUCGAAAUGGAUCACUUAGCGAUCAUCUUCAUGAUCCAUUGCUAAAAGGUUACCAGCCCCUCUCUUGGAUAGCAAGAACACAAAUAGCAUUGGAUGCUGCAAAGGGAAUUGAAUAUAUUCACGAUCACACAAAAAAGCGCUAUGUGCAUCGAGAUAUAAAGAGUAGUAACAUUCUAGUUGAUGAGGGACUAAGAGCAAAGGUUGCAGAUUUUGGAUUGGCAAAGCUUGUUGAACGAACCAGUGAUGAAGAUUUAAUAGCAACUCGUCUGGUUGGAACACCAGGCUAUCUUCCCCCAGAAUCCGUGAAGGAGCUGCAGGUGACCAUCAAAACUGAUGUAUUUGCAUUUGGAGUGGUUCUCGCGGAGCUAAUAACAGGCCAGCGUGCACUUGUUCGUGACAAUUGGGAGUCCAACAAGAUGAGAUCACUAAUUACAGUAGUUUACAAAAUUUUUGAAGAUGAAGAUCCAGAGAGUGCCUUAGAAAUUGCAGUAGAUAAAAAUCUCCGGGGUAGCUUCCCCAUGGAUGAUGUCUACAAGAUGGCAGAAAUUGCAGAGUGGUGUUUGAGCGAAGACCCAAUCAAUAGACCAGAAAUGCGAGAUAUUGUUCCGACGCUAUCGAAGAUCACGACAUCCUCAGUAGAAUGGGAAGCAUCACUAGGAGGGAACAGCCCAGUUUUUAGUGGGAUCUAUAAUGGAAGAUGA
This is a messenger RNA of Hevea brasiliensis (rubber tree), 1899 nucleotides long. Its product is annotated as lysM domain receptor-like kinase 3. Gene Ontology annotation, biological process: innate immune response; protein phosphorylation. Gene Ontology annotation, molecular function: ATP binding; transmembrane receptor protein kinase activity. NCBI's taxonomy places the organism in Eukaryota, Viridiplantae, Streptophyta, Magnoliopsida, Malpighiales, Euphorbiaceae. Bases 1 to 1899 code for a protein of 632 amino acids. The transcript has 10 exons. The record is from RefSeq and is a predicted model, not a curated record.